UGUUGCUUUUAUCACUCUCACCUGACACCGACAUCAUGACGGAGGAAGAUUUGAACUUCGACCCGACUCUGAAGAAGAAGAAGAAGAAAAAAAAAAUCUUGGCGUCGUUUGACGAUGAGGUCACCGAAUCAUCGACGGAUGCUCCCGAGCCCGUGAGCGCGGCAGCCAUUGACGAGAAUGAGGAAGAGGAUGAUCUGCCCAAGCCCACCAAGGUUGCAGUUGUGCACUCGGAGGACCUGGACAAGCCCGUCAGCGAAGAACUCGUCACCAUGCUGAUCAGCAAUGACAUCGACUACAGUGCAUUGAAGAAGCGCGCCAAGCGCUCCACCGAUGCGCUCGAAGAGCCUGAUUCUCUCGACUUUUCCAAGAAGAAGAAAAAGAAAAAGAAAACGGCCAAGGCUGUCGAUCAGGCACCGCUCGAGGGUGAUGCUGUUACAUCCACGGCUGAUGAUGGGGAUGAGGGCACAGUUCAUCCCUACAGCGUUCUUCUUGAUCGCGUCUUUGCCAUUAUCAAGGAAAAGAAUCCUGAGCUCAUCUCGGGUGAGAAGAAGAAGUUUACCAUGAAGCCGCCGCAAGUCGUGCGCCUUGGUGCUAAGAAGACUGGCUUUGUCAACAUUACCGACAUUUGCAAAUUGCUGCAUCGUCAACAGGACCAUAUGCUCGCCUUCUUGUUCGCGGAAUUGGGUACCAGCGGUUCCGUUGAUGCGAGCAACUGCCUCGUCAUCAAGGGCCGUUUCCAACAGAAGCAGAUUGAAAGCAUUCUCAGGAAGUACAUCCGUGAAUACGUCACGUGCCACACCUGCCGCUCUCCCAACACCAUCCUCGCCAAGUACAACCGUCUUUAUUUCUUGACUUGCGAGGCUUGUGGCUCUCGUCAAUCGGUUGCCAACAUCAACAGCGGUUUCCAGGCCGUGACUGGCCGCCGUGCUGCGCUGCGUGCCAAGGCACAGUAAACCGACCCGCGUGCUCGUUUCUCGUCCUUUGCCGUCCGCUUCUUUUCCCAAAAGGCCUAAAUUUGACCCAACAAACUUUC
Molecule: messenger RNA, 1033 nt
Organism: Monosiga brevicollis MX1
Lineage: Eukaryota; Choanoflagellata; Craspedida; Salpingoecidae
Exons: 7
Coding region: 36-953 (305 amino acids)
Biological process (GO): translational initiation; formation of cytoplasmic translation initiation complex; formation of translation preinitiation complex
Cellular component (GO): eukaryotic translation initiation factor 2 complex
Molecular function (GO): translation initiation factor binding; translation initiation factor activity; mRNA binding
Source: RefSeq, a predicted model, not a curated record